Fopius arisanus is the source of this 3561-nucleotide messenger RNA. It is a transcript of the gene Klp61F, whose product is annotated as Kinesin-like protein at 61F. Lineage: Eukaryota; Metazoa; Arthropoda; Insecta; Hymenoptera; Braconidae. Gene Ontology annotation, cellular component: mitotic spindle; nucleus; spindle microtubule. The coding region runs from base 162 to 3365 and encodes 1067 amino acids. Gene Ontology annotation, molecular function: ATP binding; microtubule binding; plus-end-directed microtubule motor activity. The transcript is spliced from 3 exons. The record is from RefSeq and is a predicted model, not a curated record. Gene Ontology annotation, biological process: spindle elongation; microtubule-based movement; mitotic spindle assembly.
GCCGUCAACUGCCAGUUUGCUCGCUGCACCAAGUGUAACGGUCAAUCCCGUGUUCGUCUUGCAUCAGUACGAUAACAAAUAUAAAUACCGCGCCAAUAGUCCCAGAUUUCUGGGGUUUUGGGAUAAUAGUGGAGUGAAGUGUUCUCCAGUGGAAGAUUUCCAUGACGCAGAGAAAGAUGAGUGAGAUUUCCAGGAAAAAGGAUAAAAAUCAACACAUACAAGUUUUCGUGAGGGUCAGACCGGCGAAUAAAGAUGAGAUCCAUGGGAAGUCGUCGACUGUCGUCGAGGUGGCAUCCUCGAAGGACGUCGUGGUGCGGGAGAGGCCACAGGACAGCAAGUUGACAAAGAAAUUCAGUUUCGACAGGGUCUUUGGGCCCAGCUCUAAACAGUUGGACGUUUACAAUGCUGUGGUGAGUCCACUGUUGGACGAGGUCCUGGCGGGAUACAACUGCACAGUCUUUGCUUAUGGUCAGACUGGAACUGGAAAAACCUUCACCAUGGAGGGGGUCUGCAAUGACCCCUCAGUCCAUUGGCAAAGUGAUACGGCAGCUGGAAUUAUACCCCGAUCCCUGAAUCAUCUGUUCGACGAGCUGCGGACACUCGAAGCUCAAGAAUACACAGUUAAAGUGAGUUUUCUCGAGCUCUACAACGAGGAACUCUUCGAUCUUCUCUCAUGCAAUGAUGAUGCAUCGAAAAUUAGAAUUUACGAGGACACGACGAAGAAAGGAGCAGUAAUAAUCCACGGUCUAGAGGAGGUGACAGUUCACAACAAGAACGAGGUGUACAAGAUCCUGGAGAAGGGCUCAGAGAAGCGACAGACGGCAGCAACCCUGAUGAACGCCCACUCGUCCCGUUCCCACACAGUUUUCUCGAUAACAGUCCAUAUAAAAGAGAAUACAGUGGAGGGUGAGGAGCUCUUGAAGACAGGAAAGCUGAAUCUAGUGGAUCUGGCAGGGUCUGAGAAUGUUGGUCGUUCAGGAGCAGUGGAUCGUCGAGCCAGAGAAGCAGGAAACAUAAAUCAAUCUUUGCUGACUCUGGGUAGAGUGAUAACGGCCCUGGUAGAACGAGCACCACAUAUUCCCUACCGAGAAUCCAAGCUGACUCGGCUCCUCCAGGAGUCCCUGGGGGGUAGAACUAAGACAUCGAUAAUAGCGACAGUUUCACCGGCUGCUCUCAACCUGGAGGAGACCCUCUCAACUCUGGACUACGCCCACAGGGCAAAGAACAUCACUAACAGACCAGAGAUUAAUCAGAAGCUCUCGAAGAAGGCUCUCCUCAAGGAGUACACUGAGGAGAUCGAACGUCUUCGGAGGGAUUUGCAAGCAACACGAGACAGAAAUGGGGUUUACCUGGCUCACGACAACUACAACGAGCUCCAAACGACAAUCGAAUUCCAGGGGAAGGAGAUCGAGGAGAAGAUAAAUCACAUAAAAGCCCUGGAGGAGACCAUGAUUAAUAAGGAGAAAAUUCUCGACGAGUUGAAGAUGUCACUGGAGCAGACCCAACACCAGGUGAAGAUCACGGAGCAGGAGAGGAAUGAGCAGAAGUACCUGGUGGAAAGGCACGUCGUUACCGAGAAGAAACUUCUUAAUCAGGCCAGUCAACUCCUCAAGGUCGUGGAGAUCGCCACAAAAGAUACAUCGAAGUUGCAUGAAAAAAUUGAGAGGAAAAAUCGCGUUGAGCAAGAGAACGAGCACCUAGGGGAGAAAUUUCGAUUGAACAUCGAGAGGCAGUUCGAAGAGGCCAACGAGCAGCUGUCCAAUUACACCCAGGAGCUGAUUCAAUUCUCCCUCAGUACUAAAGACGAGAUCAACUCCCUGACGUCGACGAACUCCAAGGAGAUCCAGAAAGCGAUUAAAUUAAUCUCUGGGGAGCUCCUACAGGGGGAGCAGAGAGUAAUCACGAAAUUGGAGGGUGGGAUUAAUAAUCAGCACGAGGAUUAUGCCCUGAAGCUGGAGGACCUGGUCCAGGAGUCGUCCAAAGCCUCUCUCGAGGAGAUUGAGCUCCAGAAAAAAAUGAUUUCCAUUUUUUCUGAAAGAAUUCAGGAGCUCGUGAAAACGGGAAUUGCGGACAAUCUCAGGAGAAUCGAGGAGGAGAAUCGGCGGAAAUUGGAGGAGCUCAGGGAUUUCAUGAGCAGAACCGUUGCUGCUGUGUGUGACAGACUCCUCGAGGACAGGAAUCGACUGAGUGAUAAGAUAAAUGUUUACACUGAUAGGAUAAAUGAGACAAUCGCAGCGCAGACGAGUCUCUCCAGGAAGAAGGAGAGCUUCUUUGAGAUGUUUAAGGAUUGCUUCAACGAGUACGAGAGAAUUCACGAGGAGGAGGUGAUGGUAAACGAUACGGCGAUGACAGUCUCUGAGGAGGGGCUCGAAUUUUGUAAAGAUAUCGAGGUGCAGAUGGAUAAAAAUCUCAAGAAUCAAACGGACAUCGAUAAAGUCGUCAGUGGAGAGUUCUCGGAAAGACUCCAGGGGAUGGGAGAAAAGCUCUCAAGAGAUCUGGAAGUUAACUGGCAGAUAGCAGAGGCCUCAGUUCUCCAGGGGGCAGCUGUCUCUGGAGAUGUACAGAAGCACUUGGAAGGUAAUUGCGAGAAGCUCCAGGAGUUCAGCAAGCGGAUUUCAUCAAAGUCCUCAGAGCUUCGGGACAAAAUGAGCUCCGACAGGGCCGAGGUCCUCUCCUCUGUCCAGGAGGUGCACAAACUCGUGUCUGACGUCAGUGUUAAUCAUGAAGAGCUCAUGGAACAACACAGGAGGAGAAUCGAGGCGACAGCUGGAGAUAUGUGCAAAAAACUGGAGAACCAGAGUGUUCAGUCCAGUGAGUGGAGCACACAGAUCUCAUCUUACCUGAGAACGACUCAGCACCAGGUCGAUAAAUUCGUUGUUGAGGACAUGAGGAAGGACGUACCCAGUGGCACAACACCAGCAAAACGAGAUUUCAAUUAUCCCAAGCAAUUGGUGAUGACUUCACCUCACGAGAGGAUCAUCCAACGGUUCAGAGAAAUGAAGUGUCUCGAGGAUUCGCACGAGGAUACUCUCCGGGCGCAGGAUGAAACCCUAAAAUGCUCACCUGUAACCUGUCAAGAGAGCAAUGAGUCUUUUGCAUCGUUCUCCACACCAUCUGACACAUCUUUCAUCGAGUCUGAUAAACUCAAUGGCUUCACAAAAUCUGCGUCCACUUCUGAUUUAUCUUCUGUUGCGAAAAAUCUCACCAAGGAACUCGUCAUGAGAUCCACCUCCGACGUCGCCUGCAAGAAGGAUAACAAAGAGAAUGGAAUCGAGGGAUUUGUCAAACCUGGAGAUUUCAAGAGUGCGAAAGUCUCGAAGCUCAAAAAUCCAACGAGGAGAAUUCUAUCUUCUUAUAAUGAAUAGAUUAGGUCUUUCUAUUUCCCAAGGGAGAAAGCACUUCAAUUAAUUUUAUUUGAUUACUGAAAAUGAGGCAAUUUUUUGUGUACGUAUGUGGCCAUUGACGAUUAAUCUCUUUAUUUUUUAUUAAAAACACAUAUUGAUGAUCUUUUGUGGUUUUUUUUUAUUUUACAUUGCAUUUUUUUUUAUCGGAGGGGAUUGG